Molecule: messenger RNA, 2555 nt
Organism: Morone saxatilis (striped sea-bass)
Lineage: Eukaryota; Metazoa; Chordata; Actinopteri; Moronidae
Gene: tmem88bl
Product: transmembrane protein 88
Exons: 3
Coding region: 128-649 (173 amino acids)
Cellular component (GO): plasma membrane
Molecular function (GO): PDZ domain binding
Source: RefSeq, a predicted model, not a curated record
AAAAAAAUAAAAAAAGAAAUAAAGAAGUAUCUGUUUUAUUUAAUAGUGAAAUUAAGAGCUCCGGGUCGAUCACCGGGUGAAGCAUUCAACAAACAGCCGAAGGAUUAACGAGAUUUGUACUUGGAGGAUGUGUGGUAUGGACGUGGACCUGGACGAUGGUGGUUCAGGGGAGGAGGAGAAAGAGGACGAGUUCUGGAUCGGGGAGGGGGUAAAGAUGCUGCCCCCUCCUGUGGCACACAGCGGGGGGAGCGCGUGGGGCAGCCGCAGGGGCAGGUGCGGCUGCGUGACCUGCGGGGCAGCUCUCGUUCUCUGGAACCUGUGUGUCGUCUUGGCCAGCGCUCUGCUCCUGGCUGUGGUCUUCGCUGUGGUGCUGCUGCCUGCGAUGCUGCUGCUGUAUGUCGGUUUCCUCUGCCACUCCAGGGUCCUUGAUGCCCCCUCUGCCAUCUGCCGUUACCUUGACGACAACAGCUGCUCCGCCCUAAUCAUCCUGGGCUUUGUGAUGAUGUCGCCGCUCGUGGUCGUGGCGGCCGCCGUCUUCUGCGGGCUGCUACGAAGGUUUCGGCUCCUGCUUCUCAUUCAGCCGAUCACGCGUGCCUGGUACCGGGGGCGGCUGCUGGACUGGGCAGCCAGCGUCCAUGCCUGGGUCUGAUCAGGAUGAAACCGGAGGGUCGGAUAUGCCAACAGUUAGGGGGGAUCAGAGAGUUAGAUUACAGUAACCAGAGAGCUACAGGGGGUAGACAAAAUAAAAGAAACACCUCACAAUGUAAUGAAUACAACAGUGCUACAAUAAAACUUUCUUAUGAUCAGUUUUGUUGAGAGGGUUUUAGAGGGAUGUUGAUUCAACUAGAGGUUAUAUUUUAAAUAAAUAGUUUGACAUUUUGGGAAAUACCCACGAUGUAGUUGGUUCAUUCACUUUCUUACUGAGACUUAGAUGAGAAAAUAAUUACCUCCUGGCUCUAUGCUUAUACUUAAUGGGGAGAUAUGAGUGUUGUGUUGCUCUUCUCAUUGAAGAAAGAAAGCAAAUUUGUGUAUUUUCUCAAAUUUAAUCUAUUCCUUCAAAGUUUUAUUGUGCUGUUGUACUGGAUUGCGUAUUUAAAGUUGUCUUCAUCAUUUUGUCUACCCCCCCUACAGGUAAUUUGGGGAUUUAUUGAGAAAGAUUGUGCUUAAGUUCAUUGUAGCAAUUUUCACCUCAGUCUUAUUUGGCUUUAUCUUAGAAACUGAAUCAUUUUCAGUGAUUCGUGGAGUGACGUCUUUGUAAUUUAACCUCACAUUCAAAAAAAAACAUAUUCUGCACUUGUUUGAUCUGACGAAACAAAAUGCAUCGUGGGACAGGACAGAAAAAAUACUAUUCACACUUUUGUAAAAUGAAGGAUGAAUGUAGGAUUUUCCUUUGCAAGAAAGACUCAGAGGAAGUGUAACAUUUCCUUUCACAGGCUAUGUUGAACAUCACAAAGUGGUUUAUUAUGGUAGUAUUCUGUUAGAAUUUGUGUAUAAAACUAAUAUUUUUUGUGAUUUUGUAUUGCCUGUUUGCUAACUAUGUUGACAUGGUAACGUGGGACUUUCUCAGACAUAUAUUGCCGUGAAGUUAUUUGUGGUUGCACAUUUAGAAGUCUAGCAAAAAGUCAAAACAUAAUUGCAAACAUUAGAUUUGUUGAUCUGCUUUGAGUUGGUCCAAUAUUUUGGGUUCAGUUCCCUGGGACCUUCACACGCCCUGAAAAACAGGGCGAUUAGUGUAAAAUAUAUGAUAAAAAGCAGCAUACAAGGACUUAAAUAUCGUCUGUGAGGUGAAUUAAAUGGACAAUGAUGUUUGUACUCCAACAAGUUGAUCUGAUGUAGCAUCAUUAGCAGUCAUGUCUUGUGGGAGGGAGGGCAAUACAUGAAACAUAUUUCAUUGAAGGGCCAUAAAAAAACACACCAUUCAUUAUAAAAACAACAGAACUUGACAGAAGGGCAAAGUAAUGGCUGAUCCAAGUGUUAACGUGGGAUUUAAAUCAUAAGAUCAGGAGCUCAUUCUGCUGCCUCUUUGCUUUCUGGUCAUUUAAAUUCAUCAGUGACACAAACGCUGCACAUCCUUUUUAUCCGAGUGUCAACGCUCCGUAAUUAAGUGUUCAGAUUUGAGGUUUCAUUUCUCAGAAGAAACCCUUGAAUCAUAAUUCAUGAGGAGCAGUUACUACUCAUCCUGUAAUUAUACUGAAAUGUAUUUAUUUUCUAUUUAAACAUAUUUAUUAGUGUGUUGUCUGUGUCCUGUUAUUGAUCCUCCAUUGUGUGUAAAUUGGUCGUUGAAGCCCUGUUUGUACAGGAUAAAGUAUUUAUUUUUACUUCUGCUGUGUAUAUAUUUCGGGUUUAUUUUUUUGUUCAGCUUUUCAUGUCAGUGUUAUCAACAAAACAGCAACACAUUGUUAUAUUCAGACCUUCCAUCAAUAAAAAGGGGGCCUUUUUUAUUCCUCUCUUUUGUGAUUGACCUGUUUAUAACGGUUUGAAAGGUCUGAGGAUUCGAGUCCAGUGAGUGAUGACUUAAUAUUCAACUCUGACUUUUUCUGCACACACAUAAAAUC